UAAAAUUUAUAUUGUGCUCGUUAUCAUUUAUUUCUUGGAGUAAUUAUUUAAAUAUAAUAUUUGUGGAAUAAAAAUAUUUCGAGUACAACUGAAGACAGAGAAAAUGCUUUUGCAAGGACAAAGUGUUAUCGCCUACUUGAGUUUGAUUCUAGUUUGGGUCACUUUCAGUGAUGCAGCGGAAAUACUUAACGCAACCGAAGAUUUUAACAAUUUAUUGAUGAUCAAUAGAAAUGGUGAAUCCGUAUAUAUAUCAUAUGAAUUAAUGAACAAGUUGACUUUAGAGCAGGAGAGUUGGCAUCUGAAGCCAUGGUUACGAACAAGGACUGCGGUAUUAGAUGGAGUUGUAAAUGAUAUUUCUUGUUUCGAAGACCCUUCUAGUAAUAAUUUUCCUGAAGGCAUAUUUGAUGAGGACCAACUACGGAAGGGGGCGUUUUUGUUAUAUGCAUUAUUUGGAAUUUAUACGUUUACAUUAUUAGCAAUUGUGUGCAAUGACUACUUCAUUCCGAGCGUAGAGUUUAUAUGUGAAGAUUUAAAAAUACCGCAGAAUGUGGCAGCGGCUACAUUUAUGUCCGUGGCCACUUCAUUUCCAGAGUUUUUUGUUAACGUAAUAUCAACAUUUCUCACUGAAUCUGACAUGGGAAUAGGAACAAUUAUUGGAUCUGCAAUUUUCAAUGCUCUCGGCGUUGGUGCCAUAGGCGGUCUAGCCGCAGUACAUUCAAUUGCAAUCGAACCUCAGCCAGUAACUAGAGAUGUUAUAAUAUAUAUGGUCAACGUUAGUGUCCUGGUAAUAUUUGUGUGGGAUGGACAAAUUGACUGGUACGAGGCAAUGGUACUGGGCAUACUAUACAUUGUCUACUUUGUGAUAAUGUUUAACAGUCUAAGACUAUUUGCUCUUUUCGACAAACUAUUUGGAAAAUGUAUUCCUAAAGGUUCAUCCUCUGUCAAUACUAUUGAUACAUCUCUUAACGAAAAUAAUAACAAAUCUGUUGAGGAAGGAUUUGAUAAUAAAGAAGGCGAAGCCAAUAAAACAGUCAAUGGAUCUACCAACGAUAAGGCUAUAGCUGCUGAAAAUGUUGAAGAAACUGAGUCGAAACCACCGACAAGUUUAUGGCGAUUUCCUAAAGAAAAAUCGUUGAUUAAAAAAAUAUGGUGGCUCUACACUUGGCCGCUUAAACUAAUUCUCGGAUUGACUAUCCCUUCGCCUGUGAAAUAUAGAAAAUUAUAUCCACUGGCAUUUUUCAUGUGUAUCGUAUGGAUUGGAAUAAAUUCAUAUUUCGUUACUUGGAGCAUGACUGUUAUAGGUGAAACCUUCUUCAUUCCUGAGUCAGUGAUGGGAAUGACAUUCUUGGCAUUCGGCGGAUGUUUACCAGAGGCUUGUUCUAUAUUCAUCAUGUCUCGACGAGGCGAAGGCGGCAUCGGUGUAUCGAAUGCGUUGGGCGCGAACUCUUUAGCGAUAUUGUUUGCAUUAGGACUGCCGUGGUUGAUCAAAACUUUGGCAAACGUCGCCCAAGGUGCCGAUCAGACGGCCAUCUUAAUUAAUUCGGCUGGAAUUGACUUCAUCGUGGGCUCCCUGCUGGUGGCUGUCACAUGUUUAUGGAUUACUUUAUACCUUGGAAAGUUUAAAUUAAGAAAAUCUGUUGGAGCCAUAUUAGCAAUUCUCUACGUUAUAUGUAUAACUUUCGCGAUUCUUGUCGAGAUGGGUGUUAUUUUUGACAGGGGACUCGAAAAUUGUUGAUCCGUGCGGCUCGUGUUGUAGUGCGUCGUUGAUUUCUAACCACUGUUAUUAGUGUGUUAUUUACAUUAACAUUGUGUGGCAGAACAUUACAAUUAGACAAAACUUGGCUUGAAGUGUCAAUUGAAUUGUAAUAUUUAUGAUUUUAAUUACAAAUAUAUGUGCAGUAAUUAAUACAUACACCCAAAGCAAAGAUUGUUUGUGAUUACUUUUGGUUGUUAUAGUUCAUAUGUCUACUUAAGUACUAUUAGGAUGAAUGACUUAUUGCAUUUGCGCAAUGCCCAUAAUAAUGUCGAAUUGGAUUGUGAUUGAAUUUGGAUGUGAAAUAUUGAUGAUGAUCUCAUCAAGCCAGGUCUUUAAUGGUGUUGGUAGAGAAAACAAGUAUUUUUUUUACAAUUUGGAGUUAUUUGAUUAAUUUAAUAUGAAAAUUCAAAAAAUAUAUCUACAAAUAUAAGUAGCUUUCGAAAUAAAAAUAAUAGUAUGUGAAUAUACGUACAUAUACUAAAAAAUUACAGAAAAAAAUACUGAUUAUAAAUGUCACAUAUGAAGUCAAAUAUAUUAUAAAAUAGGAUCAUAAGACGCUGUUAAUUUUAUUUUAUAUAUUCUACAGCACCGUUUUAAAUAUAUAUCUUCAAAUAUUGUGAUUUAGAAUGAAAUGACAAUAAGGAGAGUGUCAAUGAUGUCUGUGAUGUUAGAAAUUAAUUUAGAUCUGAAAUGCGAUACGUAUCGUAUAUACGAGAAAUGCAUUAGCGUGCAUAAAUCAUUGAGGUAUUAUGCUCUAAUGUAAGUCCUAGAAAAGAUACAUUUGCUAUAAGUGUCUCUAUGGAUUGCGGCAUCAGUGCCGCUAUUAUACUCAGUUCCUAGACGCUCGCUAGUGUAGUCGCGUCUGAAAAAUAAACGUAAUCUGAAUAAUAUUCCGUGUUGUGUAAUAAAAUAUAAUACAUACAUAUAUACUAUAAUUCAAGAAAUAAUUAAAUCAAAAAGAGUAACUGUUUAUUAUGUUCCCUAAGACUCGUGGCGUUUGUUGUUAUUCGUUGUUUAUAUUUGUCUUUUCCUUUAUAUACUUUUAGACAUAAUACCUCAAUGUAGGAUCAACAAAUUUGUGUUAUGUAUAUAAAUCUAUGAUUAGUGAUUUUGAAAAUGUAUGUUAUAUUUGUUCCACUUUUGGUUUAAGUUGUCGAUUGCUUAACCCCUCUUUCCCUCAUGUACAUAAAAAGUGGAUUUAAAUUGGUUACUACAUAAUAUACUACUUAUUUAUUUACAUAUUCGUUUUUCUAAUAUACAUUCUUAUAUACAUUAACGAAAU
Achroia grisella is the source of this 3038-nucleotide messenger RNA. RefSeq names its product sodium/potassium/calcium exchanger 4-like. The record is from RefSeq and is a predicted model, not a curated record. The transcript is spliced from 10 exons. Gene Ontology annotation, cellular component: membrane. Gene Ontology annotation, biological process: calcium ion transmembrane transport; intracellular calcium ion homeostasis. Bases 104 to 1735 code for a protein of 543 amino acids. NCBI's taxonomy places the organism in Eukaryota, Metazoa, Arthropoda, Insecta, Lepidoptera, Pyralidae. Gene Ontology annotation, molecular function: calcium channel activity; calcium, potassium:sodium antiporter activity.